AUGACCUUCCCUCCCCCUCACCCUUCCGCCCAAUCGUCGAUUGCUUCUGGCACCGAUAAACCUUCUUCGACCAGGACUGAGAUUGGUGCCUGGGGUAGGUCCGCGUCGCAGUCCGGCAUUCGUCGUGGGUUGACUCCUCUCGCGACCAACCUCUCCUCCGCUACCCCCUCUGCUUCCUCCCGGGGCUUGGACUCAGGCCCUGGGGUCUCUACACCAUCAUCCUUUUCUGCCGUUCUGAGCUCCACCAGGGGUCUUUCCGGCGGUAGCCCCAAGCCCGCUCCCUCACCAUUUACCUCGCUACAGACUGGCUCGCAGCAGCAAGCCCAGUCGCUUUCUUCACCCAAGUUCCGAGCACACACCCCAUCCGCUGGGUCCUAUUUCGCCUCAGCAACAGGUUCCAUCACGGGUGGUGGAGGCUCAGGGGGAGGUGGUGGGCCGGGUUCUUCCAGAGGUGUCGCCUUUUCACCACUGUCGUCCGGCACAACCGUGAAUUCACCCACGGGCUUCGCUUCAGACAAGCCCGGAUCGGCAGCUGCCCAUUCCAGUCAAUCGUCGCUCACAAAGAUCUCGAUUGCGCAAGUCUUCCUCCUAUUAGACUCAAUCACGGAGAAGGAGGGAAAAGAAAAGUGGGAGACAAAGGCUGCUCAGAUACACAAGCUUGUGACAUCAAACGGCAUGGAGGUCUUCUCGAAAUACUUCCGCCGCCUUCUCACAGGCAAUGCGCCCCAGAUUUUUCCUGGGGUCAAUAAGUCCGUCGAAAAUGCGGGCAACUACCAACUUCUCGUGCAGGAAAUGCAGAAAGUGUCAUCGGAUAUAGAGCAAUCUCAGAAAAUUGCAGAGACAGUAGAUACAUCCGAGGGUGACAUCUUCCGUGAUUUCGAUCUUUCCACCUUCCUGGAUCACUUCCGUCUGGAUCCCAUUGUGAAGGUUGCCCUUGCUUUGGCUUUCAAGAUGACAAACAAGUCUGAUCUUCGAGCUAAGGCGGAUGCGAUUCUCUCCAACUCCCUUAAUCCCUUCUUGCACAGCCUAUCAACCUCUUCCGACGCAAACAAGGAUUUCCAUAACUCUUUCCUUGGGAUGACGAUCGAACGAUUCAUCCUUUACCCUCCCCGCAAUUUCACCGACGACGUUAAGGCGAAGCUGGUCUACGCAGCAAACAUGCGAUACCAGACCUUGGGUUUGGACAUGCCAUUCGAAGUUUCCUCCGCUUUGCAAAUGUUCAACUUUGUGAACCCUCGAUAUACCCUUGUGCGACAGCUCCACUCUAAAGGACCUCGUGCAACGAGCAACGUUGAGGCAAUCACCGAGAUGAUCAAUGCGGCGGGUCCAGACAGCUGGACUGAAGAGACUCUUGCUAGUGCUCUUCUUUUCAUGACCCUGUCUCAGUACUGGCAACAGUUCUCGUUGGAGACUCUUAUCAGUGCAUAUGCCGAAAAGCAGCUUAAUUGGUCCCUUGUGUUGCGGCAAUUCGACCGAGAGGGACUGAGAGUGGACCCAGGACAAUUUGAAAAGCUGUAUACAGCGCUUUCUGCCGCCGCUGUCGAUGAUCCCUCACUGGACCUCCAGAAGCUUUGGGGUGGUGAAUGGGACCAUCGUGAUACCCAAAUCUCAUUCUUGACGGCCUUUGUUGCUUCUAGAAUCGACCCAUCCCAGAUUCGCGACUUCCGUGCGACGUUCUCUACGGACUUCUUCGAUGACGCUCCUGAGAUGGUCAAGCUGCAGGGAGAGCGUGCAGCUAAAUCACCUCUUCGGUCCAUGGAUGCUAUCAAAGCAGUCUUUGAUAUCGCGCUGUUUUCUCAGGCCCACUGGGCUGCGAAAGAAAGUCAGCAGCUUAUCAAGGCGGUGGUGCAGUAUGACCUUCCAAUCUUUCUCAUUUCCGCUUUGGCUAUUCCCCAGCCCUGGUCGAAUGUUCAACAGAGCUUCGUUCUUCGAACCUUCGUUGUCUUCAUCUCAAAACAAGAAGAUGGCUACCAACUUGCUCUUCAUGGAGCUUGGCGCCAGGAUCGCCAGUGGGUUUCAGAGCAACUGUUCGCAGCUUUCAGCCAAGACCCCACCUCUACUGCGAUGAUUUAUGAGCACGCUGUUAACUUUGGUUGGCUCGAGUAUUUGCUUGGUUUCACCAAUGGGCUUGCUCUGGACCUUGCUUGUUACUCUGAUCGCAGAGGCUCGUUUGACCUCGGACAGUGGAUCCGCAUUACUGCCCAGAAAGGUCAGGUUGACAUGGGUAGCCUUCUGUCCAAGUUCUUGCGAAUCAAGGCCGAGGAUGAGCUACAUGUGCAGCGAAAGGAACAAUCUACGCCACAGAUGGUCAGCCUUUCUGUGAGAACUGUUUAUACGCUUCUUUCAGUCCUGGAAGAAUUUGUGGGGGAUCGUGAGAAUCUCACCCCUGUUCAGCGCAUUUGCAUUCAAACCUACCCUCGAUUGAUCAACUAUGGCGAAGGAUUUGAUGACAUAAUCGAUGCCAAUGGCGAAAAUGGCAACACAUUGCCCGAGAUGAUCGAUAAGCAGAUGCAGGCAUUGUUCGGCAAGAUGUACCACGACGAGCUCUCACUCAGGGAGAUGUUGGAGCUGAUGCGGCAGUACAAGUCAUCACGCAAGCCCGAGGAGCAAGAACUGUUUGCUUGUAUGGUGCAUGGUCUCAUCGAUGAAUACCACUGCUACCAUGAAUAUCCACUUGAUGCCCUCACAAAAACUGCGGUCAUGUUUGGUGGUAUUAUCAACUUCCGUUUGGUUGAUGGAAUCACGCUGAAGGUUGGACUCGGUAUGAUUCUAGAGGCCGUCAGGGAACAUGAGAUCCACAACCCGAUGUUCAAAUUUGGUGUAGAGGCAAUUGAACAGCUCAUGGACCGCCUCUCUGAGUGGGCCGGCUUCUGUCACCUCUUGCUUCAAAUCCCGACCUUGCAGGGCACCCCGAUCUUCCAGAAAGCUGAGGAGGUUCUUCGAGCCCAAGGCAAGGAGAUUGCCGAUGGAGAGGCCGAAAAAUGGAACAUUCGUCCCUCUCCUUUGCCCAAUGGUGAUAAUGAUGAUCGCUCUGUAGAUGGCAGUUCCUUCAAGUUCCGCUCUGUCUCAGUGGACCCGCCUCUGCGGUCAGAUCUUUAUCAGGACCCAAAUGAGGAUACCCAGGACAAAAUCUUGUUCGUAUUGAACAACGUUUCUGAACAGAACAUCGAAGAAAAGCUACGGGAUCUGCGUGAAGUUUUGAGUGACCAACAUCACCAAUGGUUUGCUGCAUAUCUGGUGGAAGAGCGCGCCAAGUUACAACCCAACUUCCAGAAGCUUUAUCUUGAUCUCCUUGAUCGGAUUGGAGAUAGGAUUCUCUGGGCUGAAGUCUUGCGAGAGACAUAUGUCAGUGUCUCCAAGCUGUUGAACUCCGACGCCACUGUUAGCUCCUCCACCGAACGAGGUCAUCUCAAGAAUCUCGCUGCCUGGCUUGGCUCUUUGACAAUCGCCAAAGACAAGCCAAUCAAGCACAAGAACAUUUACUUCAAGGGCUUGCUUUUGGAAGGCUACGAUGCUCAGCGCCUCGGGGUCGCAAUUCCAUUCACUUGCAAGGUUCUAGUCCAAGCUGCCAAGUCAACCGUAUUCAAGCCUCCUAACCCGUGGCUGAUGGACAUCCUGGGACUCUUACUGGAGCUUUAUCACUUUGCUGAAUUGAAACUCAACAAUAAGUUUGAGAUCGAGGUGUUAUGCAAAGAAAUUGCUCUUGACCAUAAGACUGUCGAGCCCGCUGUCAUCAUUCGUGACCGCAGUUCUCAAGGCGAAGAAGUCCUACCACCGACCGCAAACAUUCCAGAAGGGCUUGAAGCUUUCGAAGAAAUGGGUCUUACUUCCAUCAACCAGGGAAUCCGCAAUGAACGGUUAUCGCCUGCUGCCAUCAUGUCAACUCUGCCAAGUCUCGAAAAGAUCCUUGUUCUACCUCCAUCAGCGAACAGCAUGGUGGACGCCACUGUUCUGAGAACAAUCGUCACGUCGGCAGUGGAGCGUGCCAUCGCGGAAAUCAUUACCCCUGUUGUGGAGCGCUCGGUCACCAUUGCUUCAAUUUCUACUGUCCAGCUUGUCUCAAAGGACUUUGCCAUGGAGCCCGACGAGGAGAAGGUGCGACAUGCCGCCGGUAUCAUGGCCCGACAACUUGCUGGAAGUCUUGCCCUCGUCACCUGCAAAGAGCCAUUGAAGGUCAGCAUGACCAACUAUAUCCGAAUGAUUCAACAGGAGGUAUUGGAUCAGCCUAUGCCCGAAGGGUUGAUUCUGAUGUGCGUCAACGAUAACCUGGAUGCCGCUUGCGGUAUUGUCGAGAAGGCCGCUGAAGAGAAGUCUCUUCCUGAAAUUGAGAAGAUGGUCGAACCUCAAUUGGAGGCGCGUCGCCGUCACCUCGCGACUCGCCCCAAUGAAGCCUUCAUGGAUCCUUCAAUGAACCGUUGGGGUUUCUACAUUCCAGAGCCUUAUCGCCAAACUCCUGGUGGUCUGAACAAGGAACAACUGGCCAUCUAUGAAGAGUUUGCCCGCCAAUCGCGAGGCACCACUGCCGCUGUUCACCCUCAGAAUGUUUCGGCUGACUCUGGCCGUCAACUUCCUGAUGUGCUCCAAGAAUCGUACCCUGCCAUUCCAAACCUUUCUACACCCGCCGAGCAGCCUGCUGUUCCUCACCGAACACCUCAGGCGCAGGCUGUUUCACAGAUCAGCGGUGUACACACCAACGGUUUCAUCGACACUCAAAACCCACGAGAGAAAGUUGAGUCUCUCAUCUCCGAACUGCAACAGGCCACUCGCGAGGCUACAGAGGAACGUGUCAAAGAUCUUGGCAGGGAUAGUGCUGUUCUCCAAGAAUACAAUACGGCUUUGCGCACCAUUUUGGCCUCACCAAAUGGCGAGGAGCUGGCACGACUGACCUCUCUGAAGGUUUGCACUACUCUCUACUCGCAGCCAUCGGGUGCCUUGGAACUUGAAGUUCUUGUGCACCUACUUGCUAAGCUGUGCGAUAUGUCUACGCUGAUCGCACGCUACACCUGGGCGCUCUUAGCGGAGAUUGAUGACGAGCACAUGUUCAAUGUCCCCGUCACUGUUGCUCUCAUUGAUGCUGGUCUCUUGGACAUUCGUCGCGUUGACAUGGUACUGAGUCGUCUUAUUGCACAGAAGGACGUCCGUGCAUUGGAACUACUUGAUAGUUUAAUGAGCCGUGUUCUUCUCAACGAUGAGCCAGCAGCUCUAAGAUCGGACUUCUCCGGCAGUCUCGAAGCAAUGAGCCAAUGGCUUGCUGAGGAUGCAAACGUGGCCCCUGCCUUGGAUAUUGUCCGCAAGCUGCGCGACGGUGGUAUUCCCGAAGUCGUCAACCCACUUCUGACCGAUUCUGCAAGGUCUAAGCGAGAUCAAAUGGAGUACAUUUUCAGCGAAUGGAUUGGCAUUUACAAAGCCUCCGGUGCCACUGACCGCACAUACCAUUCCUUCCUUCAGGAUAUGCACAAUCGGCAGGUUAUGAACAACCCUGAAGAUUCUGCUGUGUUUUUCCGUCUCAGCAUCGAUAUCUCUGUGGGCAUGUUCGAGCACGAGUACCAGAACCCCAACGGUAGCCUCGAUGAAGCUUUCCUUUACAUCGAUGCCCUCGCCAAGCUUGUCGUGCUUCUUGUCAAGUUCCAGGGCGAGCACGCCGGUGCUGUUAAGGCCAACAAGCCCGCCUAUUUCAGCUCUAUCCUUUCUUCUCUGGUCCUCGUUCUUAACCACCACCAGGUCAUGCGAGGCGAGGCGUUCAAUCAGCGCGUCUUCUUCCGUCUGUUCUCCACCAUCCUCUGUGAAUACUCAAUGGCCGGCUUCCAACAUCACGAGGAGCACAAGGGCAUGAUCUUUGCUCUGGCCAACCGCCUACUGUCUCUUCAGCCCAAAUACAUGCCUGGAUUUGUCCAUGGUUGGUUGGCUCUGGUUUCGCACCGGGUUUUCAUGUCGGACAUGCUGAACAUGCCGGACCGUGAAGGCUGGGCACCCUACUGCGAGAUUAUGCAAGCCCUGCUUGCCUACAUCGGCGAGCAACUCAAGGCUGCUAACAUCUCGUAUGUUGCCAAGGACUUGUACAAGGGUGUGCUUCGCAUCUUGCUGAUCCUGCACCACGAUUUCCCGGAGUUUGUCGCUGAGAACCACUUCCAAUUCUGUAAUGUGAUUCCUGCACACUGUGCUCAGCUGCGCAAUCUUGUUCUCAGUGCCUACCCAUCGUCUUUCCAAAAGCUCCCGGAUCCUUUCCGUGAGGGCCUCAAGGUCGAACGCAUUCAGGAGAUGCGGGAAAUCCCUAAGAUUGCGGGUGACGUUGCAGCUCCUUUGGAGCAGGCGAACAUCAAGGACGUUGUCGAUACAAUUCUCCAAAGCGGCAAUGCCUCUGAGGCCGUUGUUCAGCAGCUUUGCGACGCUGUUACUAAUCCUGAAUCUACGGAUACUGCUUUGUUAUACGUACCUAUCAACGUGGACGUUGUUCUUCUGAAUGCGCUGGUCUUGUACAUUGGCCAGCAAGCUGCUGAGGAGCAAGCCUCUAAGAGCAACAUCCGCAGCGCUUUUGAGAACUCGACUCAUGCGGCUCUUCUCGAGAAGCUUGCCCAGGCCAUGCAGCCUGAGGCUCGGUACUACCUCCUCAGUGCGAUGGCAAACCAGCUGCGAUACCCCAACAGCCACACGUAUUUCUUCAGCUUCACCAUCCUGCGCCUGUUUGGUGUCGACUACCCCGAGCAGGAUGAGUCCGACAUCCGCCAGCAGAUAAUCCGUGUGCUUUUGGAGCGCCUUAUCGUCCAUCGUCCUCACCCGUGGGGCUUGAUCAUCACUUUGCAAGAGUUGCUCCAAAACCAGAGCUAUUCCUUCUUCCGCCUUCCCUUUAUCCAGGCGGCCCCAGAGAUUGGUCGGCUUUUUGAUGCCCUCCUCCAGCACAUUCAGCAGCAAAGCCCUCGCCCCUAG
Penicillium pulvis is the source of this 6924-nucleotide messenger RNA. Its product is annotated as CCR4-NOT core subunit CDC39. Gene Ontology annotation, biological process: nuclear-transcribed mRNA catabolic process, deadenylation-dependent decay. The transcript is spliced from 4 exons. Lineage: Eukaryota; Fungi; Ascomycota; Eurotiomycetes; Eurotiales; Aspergillaceae. Gene Ontology annotation, molecular function: molecular adaptor activity. Gene Ontology annotation, cellular component: CCR4-NOT core complex; P-body. The coding region runs from base 1 to 6924 and encodes 2307 amino acids. The record is from RefSeq and is a predicted model, not a curated record.